Messenger RNA from Rosa rugosa (rugosa rose), 564 nucleotides. RefSeq lists its product as uncharacterized. Gene Ontology annotation, biological process: transcription elongation by RNA polymerase II. The transcript is spliced from 2 exons. The record is from RefSeq and is a predicted model, not a curated record. Gene Ontology annotation, cellular component: nucleus; elongin complex. NCBI's taxonomy places the organism in Eukaryota, Viridiplantae, Streptophyta, Magnoliopsida, Rosales, Rosaceae. Bases 1 to 564 code for a protein of 187 amino acids.
AUGGAAACCACAGAGCUCACUCACUUCACUCACAAAACAACCAUCAUCACAAUGGAGAAGGGAAGACUUCAGGUUUCUCGAUCAACUCUUACCCCACUGCUCCAAAGAUCAGAAGAUGUAGACCUGACUCCGAUCACCAAUAAGCUGUGGAAGAGGUUCUUCGAGAGAGACUUCGGUGGCAAAGCCACUGAUGAGGUGAUCCAGAAGAUGAAGAUCAAGAAAAUGAGUUUUAAGUGGUCGGAGUUGUACGAGGCCAAGUCAAAGAGGAUAGAAGAGGAUGAGAAAGAAGUAGGUGAAAGGUUAAAGAAGCUGUAUGAGAAAGAAGCUGCUCGGAAACAAAGCCGGCAAGUUAAGGUGUUGGACAAGGUUCCACCUUCUUCGUCAAGCAACAAAACAACUGGGUCCAAGAAAGAGAGCAAACUGAUGAGAAAAUUAAGGAAACAGCAUCUGAAUUAUCUGGAAGUGAGAAACAAAGAAGCUAUGAAGAUGAAGAGAACUGCUGCCACCUGUUCUGGUCUCAUCAGAAAGCCAAGAACGAGUAUUAAACCUAUGAACGUCUUUUGA